Penicillium daleae is the source of this 996-nucleotide messenger RNA. RefSeq lists its product as uncharacterized. The record is from RefSeq and is a predicted model, not a curated record. The coding region runs from base 1 to 996 and encodes 331 amino acids. The transcript has a single exon. NCBI's taxonomy places the organism in Eukaryota, Fungi, Ascomycota, Eurotiomycetes, Eurotiales, Aspergillaceae.
AUGAGUCCCUUCGUUCGCACCCGUGCACCCGAACUCGAACAACAAUACGGGCUUUCCUCCUCGAAGUUACUCGCAUUUAUCGACGGCCUCAAUGAAGCUUUCAUGGCGAAUCCAGCCUUACAGGUCACAAACACCAUCGGAACCAUAGUGGGUUUCGUUCCGCUGCAAUCUACUCAAAUCGUUUGCGCCAGCCUCAACGCUGCCGCAGGCCUAGGAACUGCCGGUGUGUCCAUCGUCCGGACAAAGCGGUACAUGAAGAAGGCAAACGAGACUAUCUUCAGACCAAAAGGUCUGCACGCUCAAAUUUGCAAGACGGAGAAGAUGCUUGUUCAGAUCGGAAUGGGGUGUGAUGCUGCUGUUUUCGCGAAGAGCCAGUUUCAGGCUAUGCUUAGCAGUGCACAGGCAAAUGAGCCUAGUCAGAACGCGAUUGCGAGAAGGAUGGGGGCUCUUGGUGAUCGGGUCAUGCCGUUGUCCUUUGAGGACAUCGAGGCUCCAGUGGCUCCAGAUAACUGGGCAAAAAAGAUCGGGUCGUUCGCCGCUCAGCGUGCUGAGAAGAAACAACUCGAGAAGCUUGAGAAGCAACAAGCCAAGGCGGUUGAGAAAGCGGAAAGGGCCGAGAGAAAAAUUGCCAGGGCUGAGCGGAAGCAUAACAGCGCCGACGAGGAGAUGGAUGAACUCAUGAAAGAAAUGGAAGACGUUCAGUACCAGAUGCAAUGUCUGGAUCCCAAUCAUCGGCGUUAUGGGAAGCACCUGAGAGAGCUUCAGGGAGAUUACCGGGAACUUGAGCGAAAUUUCAAUAAAUUUGACAAGAAGAGGAGGUCCCCGCAAGCCGAACAGAUCGACAAACAUGGUCGGCAGCGGGAUAAAAAGACCACGAAGCGAGAACGGAAGGAGGCAAAGAAGAUCAAUAAGAUCUAUUGGAUCCUUAUCACCGCCGAAGACGAUAGUCAGUUAGGUGAUGACGACUGGGCCUCAGAUGAGUUGUCUGAGAAGUAG